Molecule: messenger RNA, 1214 nt
Organism: Drosophila ficusphila
Lineage: Eukaryota; Metazoa; Arthropoda; Insecta; Diptera; Drosophilidae
Product: microfibril-associated glycoprotein 4
Exons: 5
Coding region: 139-1137 (332 amino acids)
Source: RefSeq, a predicted model, not a curated record
CAGCUUACUUAGUCAGUUGCCCAGAUGAGCAGUUGCAACUGCGUUGCAGUCGCUGGCACAAAUCGAGACUCGAAUCGGAACAAUCUAUAUAUAUAUAUCGGUAUAUAGAUUUUAAUCGGAAUUUAUAUAGGCAUCGCCAUGGCGUUGGAGGCGCUCGUCACGGCUUUGGCCUGCCUCAGCACCACCACAAAUGUGACGAGCAACUUGCCAGGAAAACAGUUUUCGGUGAUAAUGCGAAACUCCAUGGAGCCAUUUCUAGCUGCUGAAAAUAAUGCUGAUAGUUGUCCUGUAAGUACUUUGGGUGCCUUGGCAGCUCGCAUAGAAUACAUGACGGAUGAGCUGCAAUCUUUGAAAACCGAAUUAAAUGAGCUGCAGCAGCUUGUUGACGAAUACAAAAAUCAGGGCUCUGGAGUUCCCAUCUCAACCAGAUUACUCCGUCCACUGCCAGCCAAUGUGCCAUUGGCAGUUGCCACGCCCACCGAUGAUACGCCACGGAAUUGCUACGACGAGAAGCACGGACAGGUGAGGAUCAAAAUUGCUCCGGAUGAGGAGCCCUUUUUCGUGAACUGCGAUCAGAAAAUACGCGGCGGGGGCUGGAUAGUGAUCGCCUACAGGUUCGAUGGCAGCCAGGAGUUCAACAGGGGUUGGGAGGACUACAAGUCUGGCUUCGGGCCCAUCAACUCGGAGUUCUUCAUCGGAUUGGACAAGCUGCAUCGGCUGACGAAUAGCGAGCACCACGAGUUGCUCAUCAUAAUGAGGAACAAGAAGGGUGAGGAACGGUUCGCCCUCUACGAUCACUUCAGCAUUGGCAGCGAAUCGGAGAAGUACUUGCUAUAUGUCCUCGGAUCUUAUUCGGGGGAUGCGGGCGGGGAUGCACUGCGCUAUCAUGCGGGCAAGAAGUUCACCACCUAUGACCAGGACAACGACGACAACGGACAGAACUGCGCCAGGACUCAUGCAGGAGCCUGGUGGUACGGCAGGGAGUGUGUCAAGAGCAACCUCUUCGGGACCUUCCAGUCGAAGUACGGCCAUGAGAUUGGCUACUACAAGGGCAUCCUGUGGGAGCCGUUCGUGCCAGGACCCAACGGUUCGCUCAGCUACGUCCGCAUGCUCAUCCGACCGCUCAAGAAGUCGUAACAGGAACCUUGGGAAAUCCAAUCGCAAAGACUUCCUAGCCAUAGACUACAAUAAAUGUCGAUUGUUUAGUAAUUGAA